AUGCGCACACACGCAGCGGCACGCAAUGCCGCUGCCGCGACACACAAACCCCACCGUCGCUCCGUUCCUCUCCCAUCGUCCAUGCAUGUGGGCAAAGCCUUCACGCUCCCACUCGCACACAGCAAGGACAGCCGUUAUCCCUCGUUCAUGGCGGCCACAUACUUUGAAGGUCGUCGCGGGCGUCGAACCUUCCCCGAGCGAAACGCCUCGCAGAUUUCGUUUGGGGACGCGAGCGCCAACAGUCCGAUAGAAAAGGAAGAGGGGCCGGUGCGGCGACAGGCGCAAGCGUCUGCACCGGUGGCAUGGCAGCAGCAGCAGCAGCAGCGUCACGAGCAGGUGUGGCCGACGCGACGACCGCGCGGACCUGGGACAGCGUUUGCCGCGCAUAUUGAAGCGAACGGCUUUCCAGCCGCUGCCUCGCGCCGCAGCGCCUGCGUCGAUGUCGUGCCUGAGUGUCUUUACCAGUAUGACACGAGCAAGCUGCACACGCACAAGAAGCUGGCUCAGAUGCCGAAUCGCGUAAAGCAGUGCGACCGCAACCUUCAGCUGUUUCUGCGACCGGAGGAGCAGGUGGCACGGUCUGCCGCGGCAGCCGUGAUGCUGGGUGAGUGGCGGGAUAGGCAGCUGUUCUACUCUCGUUAUCCGUCUGUGCAGGCGCACGAGCACAGCAGAGACCCGCGCAUGAUUGCCGACGUGGUCGAGGCCGCGUCCAGCCCACUUUUACACGCUGCGCCGUACGAUCGCGUCAUGAUGGCUGACCGCCGCCCUUGCCUUCCCUAUGCGCCUGCCGCGGAACUCGACGACUCGCCGCUUUUGAGGAGGUCUCUGUCAACAUAUCGACUGCGCCGGCUGAAGCACCUCUAUCAACGCGAGCGCAACAGGCCACGUGAGGCAAGCCGCUCAGCGGAGAGAGAUGUGGAUGCAGUCUUAGAAGAGGACGCACGGGCUCGGCAUGGUCAAGCUGCAGUCUCCACACUGCCAUCCGGCACGACGGCACACCCUCCCAGCCACGGCGACGUCAGCGCUGACGUCGCCGCAAACGUACCUCCGCUGAGACGUCGAGCGGAGCGCAGCAGUGUCAGACGUGAUGACGGCGACGGCGCCGUGUAUGCGCAUCCACUGCACGGUCGUGACUGGCAGCCGUGGGAGCGCGAGUAUGCAUGUGAGGCGCCCUCAGCGGCCCCUCGCACCCGAUCAUCCUUCCACGCAUCCGCGCCGAUCUCGGACUCGAAUGAGAGCAGAGAUGGCCAUAACGAUAGAUAUGGCGGUGCUGAUCACGCACCCGCGAACUCUCUCGGCAGCGCCAUCCCCUCAGCCAACUGGCGGUGUGCCUCUGCCCCACAUCCGCGACAGGCCACAGGCUCGUACGCCGAGAUCUCUGACAGCACUGAAGUCCGCAGUGAGCCGCCUAGGCAUACCACUCGCAUCGGCGCGCGAAUUGCCGUGGCUGAUGCCGCUCCUCAAGUACCCCACACCUCCGCCUGGUUUGCGCCCCUGCGUAAUGACCGUGUAGCGCGGCAGGUGCAUCGCACCAGAAGCGCCGACCACGCUCGCGCAUCGCACGCGUUGCGAGAAGAAAAGGAGCGACAGGCUGGCCAACUUCAGCGGCACAUCUCAACGACAUCGCCAGCGGCGCAGGGGAGCUCGUCCUCCACCACAGCGGGGGCGAGGCCGGCGGAAACCUCCCCUGCCGCCUCCGCUCGCACACAAGCGACGGUGACCCUCGCCGACGUCUGCACACAUAAACAGUUGCGGACACCAUCUCUGCAGCAGCGGCAGCACUGGCAGCUGGCGGGCAGCGCCGCUUCAUCUACCUUCUUCCCCACAUCCUCUGCACGUGUGCAGGGGCGAGGCGAAGCAGCGCUGACCCUGCGAGACGUGUGUCGAGCGUUGAACGCCUCCGCAGUGAUGAUGUGA
Messenger RNA from Leishmania mexicana MHOM/GT/2001/U1103, 1917 nucleotides. RefSeq lists its product as hypothetical. The record is from RefSeq and is a predicted model, not a curated record. Lineage: Eukaryota; Euglenozoa; Kinetoplastea; Trypanosomatida; Trypanosomatidae. The transcript has a single exon. The coding region runs from base 1 to 1917 and encodes 638 amino acids.